AUAAAUGUUUGACUAUAAAGAAGCAUCAUCGGGGCAGCGGCCAACAGAGCCACAGAGAGGAAGAGCUGCCCGAUUCGAGACAAGGGAAAGGGCCUCGGGAACUAGAUCCAGCACCAUGGGGGGUUCGAUGGGACCGGUUCUGCACUGGUUGCACGAUGUGGCAGCCGUGACACUCCUGAAGGCCCGAAGGACUUUAUUCCAAGCUGCUGUACUUUUCUGUGUUCUGGGUCUUCUGCUCUGGGUGUCCAUUUUCCUUUACGGUAGUUUCUAUUAUUCCUACAUGCCCACCGUGAGCUUUUCCGCCCCUGUGCACUUCUACUACAGUUCUGAUUGUGAUUCAUCACAAUCAGAACCAGAACUUUGCUCAUUCCCAACGGCCAACAUCUCGCUCUUGAAGAACGACAGAGAUCAAGUGAUGGCUUACGACCAACCUUAUCGAAUAUCAUUGGAGUUGGAGCUGCCAGAAUCUCCUGUGAAUGAACAACUGGGCAUGUUUAUGGUCAAGAUGUUAUGUUAUACCAAAGGUGGGAAGAUGGUGUCUUCAGUCAGACGUUCAACAAUGCUACAUUACCGCUCCACCCUUUUGCAGACACUCAGUACUUUCUUCUUCUCUCCUUUCCUGCUGACUGGGAUGGCUGAACAGAAGCAGCUCAUAGAAGUUGAACUCUUCUCUGCCUACAAGACCAACAGUUAUCAACCCACUGUUGGCACUGUCAUUGAGAUCCAAUCCAAACGUGUGCAAAUAUACUCAUCCCAGCUUCGCAUCCAUGCGUAUUUCACAGGUGUUCGUUACGUCCUGUACAACUUCCCCCUGACCUCUGCGGUGAUCGGUGUGGCUACCAACUUCGCCUUCCUUGGUGUGAUUGUUCUUUUUAGCUACCUGCAAUUCAUAUGGGGUGGGCUUUGGCCACCAGAUCAAGUACGCAUCAAAGUCAUGAUGGGGGACAGCACACGCAUGCAGCAGAGGAGAGAGGAGGUGAAGAAACGCAUGGAGAAAGAAAAUUCCCAGAAGGAGCUAGAUUCCCCCAAAGUGAUUGGAUCUAUGAAUGAAGCAUCUGAUGACCAGCCUGAUGACACAGUGGUAACACAGUCAUCAAAAGCAUCCUUUGUGGAAGUAAAUGCAGCUGAACCUUAUGUUCCCAGUUCCAAACAAGACGUGUCUCCUGAUUGUGUAUUGCCCGAGGAAAUGGAGCAGAGCGAGACAACCCUCCGACAGAGAUCUGGGCAAUCAAAAAGUCUUUAGACUAAUGGGACAGCUUAAAAUUAAAAGCACUUGGAGUGUAUGUACAGCACUCGAAUAUCAUUCCAUUGGGUAUAGUAGCAGAUCUUAACACAAACGAUCACACUCUUGGAGGUCAUGUACACGUAGCACAGUGAGAGUAUACUAUGCAUCUUGUUUUAUUUUGUCUUCAUAGACAAUAUUUGUCAUGUGUCAAUUGAUCUCUAAUGCACUCCUAUAAUCUGCACUGUCUUUGCAAUUUAAAAUGUUACACGUUUUUUUAAAGCUAACAAACUUUAAAAAAAAAACCAAGUAAGGUUAAAAUGUGGAAUGUCUCUUAAGCCGUUGCUUUUUCCGCAAAGUUCUUUACAAGCACUUACCGUAGAAGAAUACUUUGUUUUUAAUUGUUUCUGUGGGGCUUCAUGGAUCUGUUCUAUGCAUCAUUCUUCUCAUGUAGCACCAAGUGAAGAUUUGUUUGAGUGCAAUAGCUCAUUUAACCUCUGUGCAUUUAGUCAAAUAAUCCAGUCCAUUACAAAACUGGGUUACUUCCCAUCAGUAUGUCAGAUUUACACUGUGUAGACACAAGAUAAUUGUUGAAAACAGUAUUUAUUGUUUCACAAAUAAGUGUUUUAGAUGGAUGUUUUAAGUUAUAUAAGUUUCAUUGUCACUCUUUAUCACACAUUUGUGUUGAACAGAGAUGUUUUGAAUUUGAGUGUUUCUCCGCUCAUGGUGGUUAUUGAAGCUAUCGAAUAGGGUCACCCAAGGUCAUUGAUGGUUUAGUGGGACAUUUGACCGACCAGUGUGAAUUCAGUUCAGUCAUGGUUGUCUCCCUCUCUCUCGGUGCACUGUGGUAUACAGGUGUCAGAAUGUAGUCUGCCUUUUGCCUGAAGUAAAAUGGGAUAGGCUCCAGGGCCCCCGUGACCCUGAAUAAUAUAAGGGCAGUAGAGAAUGAUAUGGAUUGAGGGUCACCUGCUAUGUGUUUUAAGAUCGGAUUUUAGUAAGUUAUGAUACCAAAGAUAAUGAUAGACUUUAUUUGUUCUGCUCUGGUCAAU
Syngnathoides biaculeatus (alligator pipefish) is the source of this 2271-nucleotide messenger RNA. Its product is annotated as seipin-like. The record is from RefSeq and is a predicted model, not a curated record. Bases 5 to 1243 code for a protein of 412 amino acids. Gene Ontology annotation, cellular component: endoplasmic reticulum membrane. The transcript has a single exon. Lineage: Eukaryota; Metazoa; Chordata; Actinopteri; Syngnathiformes; Syngnathidae. Gene Ontology annotation, biological process: lipid droplet organization; lipid storage.